Westerdykella ornata is the source of this 1704-nucleotide messenger RNA. Its product is annotated as transcription regulator. Lineage: Eukaryota; Fungi; Ascomycota; Dothideomycetes; Pleosporales; Sporormiaceae. Gene Ontology annotation, biological process: regulation of transcription by RNA polymerase II. The record is from RefSeq and is a predicted model, not a curated record. Bases 1 to 1704 code for a protein of 567 amino acids. The transcript has 4 exons.
AUGGGUGGUGGCUGCGACUUCCCCCAGCAUCCCUCGCAAACAAGCUAUGCGUCCGACGAUCUCUACGUCGAGCUCCAAGACACUCCACAGUAUUUGCAGGCAGUAGUUGAUAUGGGAAGCAAUGGCAUAAGGUUCUCAAUAUCAGAUCUUACCCCACCUACAACUCGCAUUAUUCCUACCCUCCACGUUCACCGUCUCGACAUAAGCCUAUACGAAGCCCAAUUUGAUCAUUUGACGGGUGCUCGUGUGCCGAUUCCUGACCCCGUCAUAAAGGAUGUCGUUGCCGGACUUCUCCGCUUCCAAAUUAUCUGCGCAGACUUCGGCGUCCCAAGCUCCUGCAUUCGCAUCAUAGCCACCGAAGCCACACAAACAGCUAUCAACUGCGACGAAUUUCUCAAGACGAUUCGUAAAGCAACUGGCUUAUCUGUCGAACUUUUGACGAAGGAAGAUGAGGGCAAGAUAGGUGCGUUCGGCAUUGCAAGCAGUUUCUCGGAAAUGGAAGGGAUUGCCAUGGACCUUGGAGGCGGGAGUAUGCAGAUUACGUGGAUUGUGUCACAUUCAGGGGUCAUCAAAAUGAGUCCCAAAGGCGCGUUCAGCUUUCCAUACGGGGCAGCGGCUUUGACGCAGAAGCUGGACGAAUUGACAAAAGGAAAGAAUCACAAUGAGGCGAAGAGAGCGAUGGAGAGACUGCGUGAGGAGAUGAAGUCGAACUUCCUCCACGCCUACAUCGGCCUUGAAGUUCCGAGCGACAUGGUCAAAAGAGCGAAGCAUCAAGGCGGUUUCAAGUUGUAUCUUUCUGGUGGCGGUUUCCGCGGGUGGGGGUACCUCCUGUUGUACCAGAACCAGCCGGGAAAACGCCACUAUCCAAUCUCCAUCAUCAAUGUCUUCACGGUUCCAAACUCGGAAUUCUCGGAUACGGAAAAGCUGGAACAAGUCGCGCACACCGCACAAAAGAUUUUCAGGGUUUCGGACCGUCGGCGUAAGCAAGUUCCCGCCGUAGCGUUCUUGGUCAACGUCCUCGCGAAUGCAUUGCCACAUGGAAUAAGAGAAGCUCAUUUCUGUCAAGGAGGUAAUCCACUUGCUAUGGCUACCACUCCGUAUGCGAAAGCUUCAGCACCAAAAAUAGCUGAGCUUCUCCUUAAUGCUAUACCAAAGUAUAGUGGAUCACAUUCCAAACAGUACUCAGAUUUGGUCAGUGGAUCAUCAUCCACGUCUGCUCUUUACAGCACUAGUACCGGAUUACUGUCUUCCACGCACGGUGUAUCUCACUCUAGCCGCGCUCUGCUUGCACUGAUUCUCGAGGAAAGCUAUGGGGGCGAGCUUCUGCCACGCGAGACAAGGUUCAAAGCUUAUCUGCGCGAUAUUCUUGAGGCCAAGGAUGUAUGGUGGACAUGCUAUAUCGGUAAAGUGGCGCUCUUGGUUCGCCGACUCUAUCCUUCCGGCUUUGUCGGUGAGACGAAGCCCAGGGUUCGAUUGUUAGCUCGGUGGACAAUGGACUCUUGUGGUGGAAGCGGUACUAACGGGAUUCAGCUGGUGUUCCUUAUUCAAAAGAAAACAAAUGAUCCAUUGAAGUUAAAGGAGACCAUUCAAGAUCAUUUACGUGUAAUCGAGAAGGUUGGAAAACCAAAAAACUUGGUCGGAGGAAGGGAUGGGUGGGGACUGGUAGUGGAGGCAUCAGUACGAGAGGUUGACAUUAUGGAGUAG